AAUAUCCAUUCAGGAAAUGUUUUAGCUACAUAUAUUCUGUCUCUUGGAUGGAUUUAUUGUUAGGUUUCAAACAAAGUUAAUUGUCUGCAAAAGCAUGGCUGGAUCAAUGGUGCAUCAUUUGUGUGAUGCUGUUAUUCACAUUAUCCAUUGGUAUCCGGCAAUGUCUUCGAUUAACUGACAAUAAAUCCAACAGAGCUCAUUUCCUAGAUGGUUAGUCUUUCGUACCCAACCUUAAGGUGAGUAUUGAUCAUGUAUCGAGUUUCUAAUCAAGUUCAGUAUGCCUAUGCAAUCUCAUUAGUCUGAAUGGUUUAUAUAACAUGUCAAGCAAUUGCUAGCUAAUGAUUUGGGUUUGUGUAAUUAAUUCUUUAUUUUUUGAAAAAUAUUCAUUAAACAGAGGAAAUUGAUUUUGGUUUGAUUUCUGUGGAAUGAAGCUUGUUAACAAGUGAAGAGCAAUCAGUGUACCAUAUACACAAAGGAAACAUGAUUGAAUCAAUGUUUAUGGAUCAAUCAGAGAAAUAAAAAAGUCAUUUGCAGGGGCACAAGACGAUGAAGACACAAUGGCAACAUGUCAGAUGUAGUAUGUCUGCAAAUGUAUUUGUAUGCUUGGUUUUGAAUGUGUAUUGAUUUUUAGAGAGAAAGAAUAAUAAAACAUUAAUAUGGAUUCUAUAUGCAAAUUAUAACGAGUGAAAAUGUAUUCGUUUAUAUUAUUCUGCUCCAUUGAAUUGAAAUGGCAACUGUCAUGCUAGUCUUCAGUAAACAGGUGGCGCUCAAGCUCUUAAUUCAUCCAUACAAUCAAGAAAUAAAACUCCAUAAAAGGGUUUAUGAUCAUAUGAGAGGCUUAAAUGAAGAAAAGGGAAGAGUUACAAGUGGCAGCCCAAAUGUGAUUGUUUCAUUACGAACAGUGAGCAAAAUCUUAGCCUACUAGUACUGAAUGACGUCAUACUUGCUCUUAUGUAGUACGCAAAACUGAGGAGAAGGAUAAAAAGGCUGGGGGUCUUAAAAGUGUGUAUGCUUUUUUUUUUUUUGUGCGCUUCGACGACAUUUUCAAACAACGUUACAGUAACCGCCAAACUGAAACAAGUUACUGACUAGAGAGUUAAACGGACGCUUUCACCUGAGGUAAUCACAGCAACAGCUGAUUGCUGUCUGUUUCGGUCGGUAUACAACGAUAAAAAUAGGCUAACUGUUAUUUAUUGUUAUUCAUAAUUAGGCUGUUAUUAAUAAUUAUCAUUAUUUUUUCACGUUAUUAUAGAUUUAUCAAAAAAUUAGCACAAAAUGGUUAGUAUUUUGUUAACAAUGUCUAGAUAAUUCCUAACUCAAGAGUGGGCAAAAAACUUAUAGAGAUUGUUUAAAAAAAAGUGAAAAAUUCGCAAGCAGGGUGUGAGAUAUGGAUCGCAAAGUGAACUCCAUUUAUGCUUGGACAGUCUUUGGAUAAUUCUUAUUAAGUAAAGUGCUAAAUGGUGCCUAAUCAGCGAAUAUUCACUGUCCAACUGAGCCAAAGGGACCGACCUUCUCCAGAGAUCCGAGCACAUGCGCAGUAUCUUCUAACAGAGUGCGCGUACUUCGACCUUAUUCAUACUGUCGGUCAACUGGGCGCGCACAGCACUUAUAUUUGACAUUAAAUGUGGACUGACAUGAACUUUUAAUAAUAUUGGAAUGUUCAUUCUAUGUACAUUUUAACAAGAAAUCGUUUUUUUUUUUUAACGAUUGCUGAAGAGAUGAUAAAGAAGAGAUCAAAGGCUGAAUAUAGCGCAAUGCCACGAUAUUAGUGUUUUAUCGUAAUAGGCUAUAUUUUUAACUCUUAGUACAGUUUUUUUAUUCUCUUCUCGUGGGGUGUGUCCAGCAGAGCAGCACUGAGCGCUUGUUGGAGUCUGUCCGGAUGUGUAUAUGAUGUCUGAUCACUUGUUCCUCACCACUUGCACCAGAGCGCAGCUGGCGCGCAAUGGAUUUACUGUGGAAAUUCUUCUAUUUCGUAUUUAACCAGUUUCUCUGCUCUCUGAAUGGAUCUGAAUAAAGCGACGAUGAUAUUCGUAACUUUUUGGAUAAUAUUGCCUCUCCUUGAUAUAGUGCACUUCUCAAAGGCAGAUGCGAUCGCACAGUCUCGUUCGGUUCGACUGGACUGCGUUAGGGCUCAUGAACAGUGUUUGGGGAAGUACGGCUGCAGCACUAAAUACCGAACCAUGAGACAGUGUGUGGCCGGGAGAGCGGGUAACUUCAGCAUGCUGGCUGAACCCGAGGCGCAGGACGAGUGCCGGAACGCCAUAGAGUCCAUGAAACAGAGUCCUCUGUACGACUGCAAGUGUAGGAGAGGAAUGAAGAAAGAGAAGAACUGUCUGCGCAUCUUCUGGAGUAUAUACCAGAGUUUACAGGCCAAUGACUUGCUUGAGGACUCGCCAUAUGAGGCAGUAAACAGCCGCCUGUCUGAUAUUUUUCGUCUGGCUCCUAUCAUAUCAGGUGAGGCGGCCUUUACGAAGGACAACAACUGCCUGAAUGCCGCCAAGGCCUGCAACCUGAAUGACACAUGUAAGAAAUACCGCUCCUUCUACAUCAGCCCCUGCACCAGUCGAGUCUCAACCACUGAGGUGUGUAACAAGCGCAAGUGUCACAAGGCCCUGCGGCAGUUCUUCGACAAGGUGCCACCGAAGCACAGUUACGGCAUGCUUUUCUGCUCCUGCCCCUCCGGGGAUCACUCGGCUUGCUCCGAGCGCAGACGUCAGACCAUCGUGCCAGCCUGCUCCUACGAGGACAAGGAAAAACCCAACUGUCUCUCCUUGCAAGCCUCCUGCAAGACCAACUACAUCUGCAGAUCUCGUUUAGCUGACUUCCUCACAAACUGUCAACCCGAGGCGCGCUCGAUUUCAGGGUGUCUGAAGGAAAACUAUGCAGACUGUCUGCUGGCAUAUUCAGGUCUCAUUGGUACGGUGAUGACCCCUAACUACCUCCGUGCCCCUGGCAUCAGCGUGUCACCUUGGUGUGACUGUAGCAACAGCGGAAACGGAAAAGCAGAGUGUGACAAGUUUACCGAGCUUUUCACCAACAACCGUUGUCUCCGCAAUGCCAUCCAGGCGUUUGGUAAUGGCACAGAUGUUGGUGUGUGGCAACCCCAGCCACCCAUCAUGUCCACUCCACCUGACCCUUACACUCCACAGAGAGGACGGGACAGGACAUCCAACACACUGGAAGACCCAGCACUCACCAAUGACCUGGACAGUAAUGCAGACCAUCUAUACAGCUUCUGUGGAAGUUUGCAGGCUCAGAAACUGAAAAGUAAUGUUACACUGGAUGUUCUUUGUGUGGAUCCGCAGCUGAAUGACCCCAGUAGCUUUAAUGCAAUCUCUCGGAGCUCAACUAGUGCUGUCUGCCUGAUGGACUGGACUGUGCUCUUGCUGUCUCUGGUCUCAAUUCUUGGGCAUCUCACAGCCCUACAGACAUUAUAGCCGCUCACCAAUCAGACCUGCUGGACUGCUGCUGCUGCCGCCGCCUCUGUACCAUACAAAAAUGUUGUAUUUUGAGUUUUUUUUCCACAAGUGGUUCUGUGCGCAAGUGUGGUGUUUCGCUGUGAUGAAACUAUUCUUGGUCCACCUGCUUUUCUUUUCACUUACCGGAGAUAUCGGACAGACAUGGACAUACUGUAUUUGCGCAUCAAUGGAAGGUCAUCUAGGAUUACUUCUUUUGCGAGAACUUUCUGCAAACAGUCGUCAUCCAAACUCUUAUACGUGGUGUGUUAUGCUGCAAUUUUUUCUACCAUCACAGCAAGAUCUGGUUGAAAAUAUAAAGAUGCAUGGAGAUGCUAGAACCACUUCUGACAAUGAAAGAUUGAUGCAGCUUCUGCAUACUAGGGUGCUGCAGAUGAUGAUUUAUUUUCUCUGAGCUGAUGCCACAGGAAAGCCUGCAAACUCCAACUAAUACGCAAACAGUGUCAAGCAGUGCACGGUAUUUUUGAAGGCUUAUCAGCAAAACCUGCUGCUCCUGUCCCCUAUUAGGACCUACAAACUCCAUUCUCCCUCAAAGUGGCAGUGACUUUUUGCAGUGCUCCAGCUUAGAUGAUACGGUAUGGGAAACAAACAUCAGGAUAGACACAUCACUUUAUCACAUCAAAACACAGGCUGAGGUUUUUUUUUUUUUUUUUUUUGAGUUUCUGGACUUCUUUAAAUUUGUAAAUGUCACAUCUAUUUUAGUUCCCUUCCUCUCCAAUGAAACACGCUGUGAGGAUGAAAGCUUAGCAUCAAUUUGCUUAUUUUGGGAACGUUUGGGAUUUGCCAUUAUCCUGGAUAUUUAUGUGUAAAUACCAUCUUUGUUUACAAUUACCAUAUUAUGCUUCUCAAAGUUUUCAUUUUCAGCUAUUGUAUCACCUCUGUUGUGUGAAAUAUGACUUAAUUUUUAGUGAUGAAAUUCAGAAGUAACUACGAGGGUUGAUACCACACUCCAGUAUAUGUCAAAUGUGCUGUAUGUACAUUCAGUGAGAACGGAUUCUUUUGCUCAUCUAAAAGAAGUGCUCUCCAAGUAUCAUUUCUGCAUUGUUGUUGUACUGGUUAGCUGUAAAAAGAAUAUAUAUAAACGUAUAUAGAUCAGGGCUGUAAGACAUGCAAGAGCAAAGAGAAACUUACAUUAAACAAACUAAAGAAGG
Molecule: messenger RNA, 4627 nt
Organism: Megalobrama amblycephala (Wuchang bream)
Lineage: Eukaryota; Metazoa; Chordata; Actinopteri; Cypriniformes; Xenocyprididae
Gene: gfra1b
Product: gdnf family receptor alpha 1b
Exons: 9
Coding region: 2001-3437 (478 amino acids)
Biological process (GO): nervous system development
Cellular component (GO): external side of plasma membrane; signaling receptor complex
Molecular function (GO): signaling receptor activity
Source: RefSeq, a predicted model, not a curated record